Molecule: messenger RNA, 1066 nt
Organism: Leptinotarsa decemlineata (Colorado potato beetle)
Lineage: Eukaryota; Metazoa; Arthropoda; Insecta; Coleoptera; Chrysomelidae
Cellular component (GO): nucleus
Source: RefSeq, a predicted model, not a curated record
UUAAUCUUCGGUCUGCAAACUGUCGGCCAUCGUCAACUGUGAGCUUGAAAGUAUCUGUUACCAAUCAUACAGAUAAAUUAUACCUUACCGCUUAUAUUUGAAAAUACAUUUUUAUUAUAAGAUAUGAAGUAGCAAUGUUUCACAGUAGAAUGAUUUCGGUAAAUGCGAUUGAACCCAAAAGAAAUAAAAAGGUCAGGUCUGCGAAUUUUUCAGAGAGAGAAAUAAAAUUAUUGUGCGAAUUGGUGGUGAAACGUCCAGAAAUUAUAGAAUCCAAAAAUACCGAUGCUACUACUUGGCGAAGAAAAGAACAGGAAUGGCAAGCAAUUUCGGUUGAAUUCAAUAAUUCCACAAUUGAUGGUUUCAGAACAACAAAGGGGCUACGUACAAAAUAUGAAGCUAUAAAAAAAGAAAUCCGUAGGAAAUUACUCAGACGAAAGAUGGAAAUGUCUGAAAAGGAUAAUGUCACUUAUGAAGAUGUAGAAUAUAAUGAUAAUGAGAAAAAAAUAUUGUGGUUGAUGUCAAGCUCUAGAGAAUCUCUAGAGAAUGAUAAAAACAGUGAAGCAAUUAUAGUUAUGGACCCUCAUACAGAAUUUAUAAAUUGCCAGAAUCUGAACAACAUGAAGAUAGAAAUUAUCAAACUGAAUGAAAAUGAUGACACAAUAACUGAGGAAGAUAUAGGAGCUAAGAACGAACGUAGUGUAAGCCCCAACAUUUUAUUGAAUGCUUCGAAUAUAAAUAUCCUUCCAAAAAGCUCUUCGAUAAAUAGACAAUUGAACAGAAAAAGGGAGGGUCCCAAGAUUGGGCCUUUGGAGACUGUUUCAGAACCCUUUCCUUUCAAACUGACCAAAGUAAAUUCUUCAUCAGAUUCAAUAUCGGAAGAAGAGUACAGAAAUAAAGAACGAGAACUAAAAUUGAAGAAAUUGGAAGCUGAGGUCCAAAGUACAAUGUUGGAUAUUGAAAUCAAGAAACUGGAAAAAGAAAUCAAAGUAGCAACUUUGAGGAAGAUUUUAUGUGAUAAUUGAAAUAAUAUAAACAUAUUUUAUGAUUAAUAUAAUUUAUUUUUUAA